UUCAAUUAGUCUGUUUCUUUUCGUUGAUCGUGAUUGGAUCAGUUAUGAAGUUGGUUAUUGUAUCAGUUCUGGUGGCAUUUCUUGCAGUAUUAGCUCAUGCGGAUUCUGACACUUCCUUGGAAAAUGUCAGCCUUCCAUAUCCAGCGCGCAGAUCACUGCAUGGUGUACAAGGUCACGCCACUCGGGGAAAUCGUAGACGUCAUGUAGACCACGUAGAUGCUAAAUGGGAUACAUCGGACAUGGAUAUCGAUGACACUACUGUCGGUUCCUCAAGACGUUCAUUAUCAAAAAGUGAUGACACUGCUGUCAAAUCAAAAUCUUCUAUGCCCGAUAUGUCAUUCCUCUUGCCAUAUCUUAGAACAUUGAUUGUCGAAUUACUUAAGAAAUUAGACGGAACAAGUUGGGAAAAAGUUGGCCAUCACACCCUAGCUGCUAUUGAUGAAAUGAUUGAAAUUCUUACCAAAUCUGAAAAAUCUAAAACUACUGAUUAAAUUUUAUGACAAAUAAUAACAUUAUUUGACUCAUAAUCGUAUGCAAAUAUAAUGACUAUAUUAAUUAAUUUCGUCAUCAAGUCUAAGUAAUUAUUAUUUUAAACUGUAAUUAUGUAAUAAAAAUAUCUGAAAAAUAA
Molecule: messenger RNA, 628 nt
Organism: Microplitis mediator
Lineage: Eukaryota; Metazoa; Arthropoda; Insecta; Hymenoptera; Braconidae
Exons: 2
Coding region: 45-491 (148 amino acids)
Source: RefSeq, a predicted model, not a curated record